Molecule: messenger RNA, 1285 nt
Organism: Oreochromis niloticus (Nile tilapia)
Lineage: Eukaryota; Metazoa; Chordata; Actinopteri; Cichliformes; Cichlidae
Product: protein wntless homolog
Exons: 8
Coding region: 69-1274 (401 amino acids)
Biological process (GO): Wnt signaling pathway; Wnt protein secretion; intracellular protein transport
Cellular component (GO): endomembrane system; organelle membrane
Molecular function (GO): Wnt-protein binding
Source: RefSeq, a predicted model, not a curated record
AGCACUUGGCUUGUCUGGACAACACUUUCUUUUUAUAUAUAUUUUUUUUACCCCAAAAUAUCUCACAAAUGGCAGGAGCGAUCAUAGAGAAGAUGAGCACUAAAAAGUUGGUUUUAUUUGUUUUCUUCAUUUUAUUAUUCCAAAUAUUUUCCAUCUUGGUUGGAGCAUUGAUAUCUCCCAGUCCUACCACUGCAAUCCGCUACUUGGCCACCAAAUGCAUCAAUUUCCACAGGACACGUGCUUGGCUCAUGCCAUGGGGCUCAAAUCGAUGCCAGCAGGUCCACAGUUUUGACGACCCUUUGGCAAAAACGCUCGAUGCUAACGACAUUGUUUUUGCUGUGCAUGUACCCCUACCCAACACUGAAAUGAGUCCGUGGUUUCAAUACAUGCUGGCUGUUCUGCAGUUUGACAUUGCAUUCAAAAUGAUAAAUCAGAUUGAAGAUGAUGUGGUCAUCACUAUCGAUGCCCGUCUGGCAUACAGGGACGACAUGACGUCUGAGUGGACCACAAAAUUUCACUCGGUGGAGCAAAGGCCACUCAGGUGCACAUUUGCAGUAUCCAAGACGUAUGAAAACGAAGGGCGCUUUUAUCACUGUGACCCCAUACCAUUCAUGGAGCUGGGAAGCGUAGCCCACAAAUAUUUUUUAAUGAACCUGCGUUUGCCAGUGAAUGACACAAUGAAUGUUGGCAUCGGGGAAAUAAAGGACAUCCAUGUAGUGGGUAUCCACCAGAAUGGAGGCUUCACCAAAGUGUGGAUCAGCAUGAAGACUGUGUUCAGUCCCUGGAUAUCAGUGGCUACAGUUUGGUACUGGUACAGGAUUAGGCUCUUGGCGAGACCUCCGGUCCUUUUGGAAAAGGUGAUUUUUGCUCUGGGCCUCUCAAUGGCCUUCCUGGACAUGCCGGUGGAGUGGCUGUCCACGGGCUUUGAGUGGACAUGGAUGCUGCUGUUUGAAGAUGCCCAGCAGGGCGCCUUAUACUCUAUACUUUUCUGUUUCUGGAUCAUCUUCUGUGGUGAACACCUCAUGGACCAACGUCAGAGGAAUCGCCUCUCAGCUUAUUGGUGGCAAGUUGGGCUUGUGGUGUUUGGAUCUUCUGUUCUUCUCAUAUUUGACCUGAGUGAAAGGGGAGUUCAUUUGAACAAUCCAUUCUACAGUGUGUGGGCGUCAGAAUCCAGGAGUAAGGUUGCAGUAUCCUUCAAAUAUCUAUUCUUUAUUAUAAAAAGUAAUUUAGCAGUCAGGUUACCAUUAACAUCCAAGCUUUUUUUUCUUAUCUGAAACCACAUAUU